Quercus lobata is the source of this 2467-nucleotide messenger RNA. RefSeq names its product P-loop containing nucleoside triphosphate hydrolases superfamily protein. The record is from RefSeq and is a predicted model, not a curated record. Bases 92 to 1867 code for a protein of 591 amino acids. NCBI's taxonomy places the organism in Eukaryota, Viridiplantae, Streptophyta, Magnoliopsida, Fagales, Fagaceae. Gene Ontology annotation, molecular function: nucleic acid binding; ATP binding; RNA helicase activity. The transcript is spliced from 11 exons.
ACAAAGAAGAAAAACCACAAGUCUCACAUAAACCCGCAAAAAAUUAACAGCAUAUAGAGAAAAAACGGCGGUACAUUAGCUCUCGGAAUCCAUGGAUUCCGUCUCCCCCAACCAGAGUAGCGCGCUAACCAAAACGCGCUUCUCCGAUCUCAACCCCUCACUCUCCGAACCGGUUCUCGAAGCCCUAACCCAAGCCGGCUUCGAGUUCUGCACACCGGUCCAAGCCGCCACAAUCCCCUUACUCUGUAGCUACAAGGACGUCGCCGUCGACGCCGCCACCGGCUCUGGCAAAACCCUAGCCUUCGUGGUCCCGCUCGUCGAGAUCCUCCGCCGCAACAAAACUCCUCCUAAACCAAACCAGGUGAUGGGAGUAAUUAUAUCGCCUACGAGGGAGUUAUCGUCGCAGAUAUACGACGUUGCACAGCCUUUCGUUUCGACGCUGCCGAAUUUCAAGUCUAUGUUGCUUGUUGGAGGAGUGGAAGUGAGAGCGGACUUGAAGAAAAUAGAGGAGGAAGGAGCUAAUUUACUGGUCGGCACGCCCGGGAGAUUGUUUGACAUUAUGGAACGUGUUGAUGGCUUGGAUUUUCGGAACCUUGAGAUUUUGGUUUUGGAUGAGGCCGACAGGCUCUUGGAUAUGGGGUUCCAGAAGCAAAUAACUUCCAUUAUAACUCGCUUGCCAAAGCUUCGUAGAACUGGUCUUUUUUCAGCUACUCAGACUGAGGCAGUUGAAGAGCUAUCUAAAGCAGGGUUGAGGAAUCCUGUGAGGGUUGAAGUUCGGGCAGAAAUGAAGCCUUCAAAUGGUCCAACAUCGUCAGAACAAUCAGGCUUUUCAAAAACACCUUCAGGCCUUCACAAUGAGUACAUGGAAUGUGAAGCAGAUAAGAAACCAUCACAGCUUGUUGAUUUCCUUAUCAAGAACAGGUCUAAAAAGAUUAUAAUAUACUUCAUGACGUGUGCUUGUGUUGACUACUGGGGAGUUGUUCUUCCAUGCCUUCCUGUUUUGAAGGGUUUGUCUUUGAUCUCGCUGCAUGGCCAGAUGAAGCAGACUGCAAGGGAAAAAGCAUUAGCUUCAUUUAAAGAUCUUUCGAGUGGUGUUCUUCUAUGCACUGAUGUUGCAGCACGAGGACUUGACAUUCCAGAUGUUGAUUGUAUACUUCAGUAUGAUCCUCCUCAAAAUCCAGAUGUUUUCUUACACAGAGUUGGCCGAACUGCUCGGAUGGGUAGACGAGGAAGUGCCAUUGUUUUUCUAUUGCCAAAGGAGGAAGCUUAUGUAGAGUUCAUACGUAUAAAAUGGGGUGCUCUUGAAGAGAGGAAAUGCUCUGAUGAUGCACCUGAUGUUGUUCCUCAGAUCCGGUCUGCUGCCAAAAAGGACCGUGAUGUCAUGGAGAAAGGUGUCAGGGCAUUUGUUUCAUUUAUCCGUGCGUAUAAAGAGCAUCACUGCUCUUACAUUUUCAGGUGGAAAGAGCUUGAAAUUGGGAAGUUGGCCAUGGGAUAUGGCCUAUUGCAGCUUCCCUCCAUGUCUGAGAUAAAGAACCACUCACUUUCUACUGUGGGCUUCUCUCCAGUUGAAGACAUCAAUUUUGAGGAUAUCAAGUUUAAAGAUAAGUCUCGUGAGAAACAAAGAAAGAAGAAUCUGCUAGCAAAGAAGGAAGCAAAACAGCAAGAGCCAAAACCUCACAAACUCAACAAAACCCCAAAGACUGCAGCUACUGUCAUUAGGAAGAAAACGGCUAGACAGAGACGUGCUACCCAAACAGUUGAAGAUGAAGAUGAGUUGGCACGAGAAUACCGUCUGCUGAAGAAGCUGAAAAAGGGGGCUAUUGAUGAAAGUGAAUUUGCUAGGUUGACAGGAACUGAUGAUUUAUAGGUCACAAUUUUCCAAUUCAAACUCGAUGAAAUUCUGCUAACCUCAAUCAAGGAGUAGGUUUCAGAAUCUAAACAUAUGUUAAACCCAUCAGUAGCUUAGGUGUUCUGAUGAGGUCGAAGAGUCCAUGACAUCUAAAGCUUGUUUUGGAGGCUAAAUGCUAACCAAUGUAAUAGAAUUGCAAGGGAAAAACUUUGCUGGUGAUGGAAGGAGCUUUUACUCUGUCACGUUCUGACUUUGGGAGCUGGAGACUGUCUAGGAGUUGAAUUUGUGACACUUAUGAGAUUUCAUCACCGAUCUAUUCGCUCCCUUGUCUUCUAGACACAAUCACACCUUCCCUUUUUUGAUCUAUUUGCACUCGUCUUGUCUCACAGUUUUUGUGGACUGUAGUAGCUUUAGUGGUCUUCAAGGGAUUCUUGGUAGGGUAAAUAUUCAUAAAAUUUUGCGGAUAAUACCUUUUACUCAGUUUUCUAUAGCUUGUAUGCUGAUUGUUGAUGGAUUUAUGUCAGGAAUAUGUUAUGUAUUCUUUCCAACUAGUUGAGCUACAAAAAAAUAUGAUAUAUACUCUUCAAUUUUUGUUAAGGAUAAUACUUUUUUAAGUUU